Messenger RNA from Lepisosteus oculatus (spotted gar), 2174 nucleotides. Lineage: Eukaryota; Metazoa; Chordata; Actinopteri; Semionotiformes; Lepisosteidae. The record is from RefSeq and is a predicted model, not a curated record.
CUAUCCGCUGGGUGGAUGUCACAGAGCCAUAGUUCGGCUGGCGUGUAGCAGCAGGAGUGAUACUUUAAUUUCUGAUAGGGAUUUCGGACAUCUCUUUAUUUUUCCCCCACCCUUUUUUUAACCGCUUACAGCCGCCGUCGGUAUUUAUCGGGAAUCUUUAAGGAGUAAAACUUUUGAAAUGUUUUUCUUUACGUCCACGGACGGCUCGACGUGGUUCCUGGUCAGUCAUCGACUCCGCCAGUGGACAGUCCGGAGGACCCAGCGAUUUCUUUGAAAGUCUCUCUUUUUUUUUAGAUAAUAAUUUUCAACGAAUUCAUCUUGUAUCUGCGCCUCGUGAUGUAUUCUACCCACCGAGGCGCACAGAAGGGCUGAUUAGAGAAAACCGGAGAUCAAUCGGCAGACCUGGAAGCUGACAGCCUCCCAACUUUUCUCUCUUUUUUUUCCAGGCAACGCGAUUAAAGAUGUUAUUCGAAUGAUGUUGUGAACAGUUAAGGGUUCGGGACACCGCCUUCGCCUGGGCAUUAAACUGAGCUUUCGAGGGGGAGACACCAGGCAAAGUAGCCGUGGAUAUCAUGAAACACACACAUCAGCAGGAGGGAGACGAGAAGCUGAUUGAACUCGCAUAUUGAAAACAAAAUCCUUUUCCGUCGUUGUUGUUGUUGUGUUUUUGAAGACGUGGGGGCAAGGAGACGGCCUUCCGCUGAAGCAAAAUAGACUUUUGUGAUUUACAGAAGUGUUCUGGAGCUCCGGGGGGGGUCAGAAGUCCAACACCCAUUUUUUGUUUGGCGUUGUGGCUCGCCUCGGUUCAUCUGCUCACAGUUGUCUUUGCCUUCGCGAAAUGGAUACGGCCUCGUCGUCUACGCUGGAUUCAGAGGACUGCAGUCCCAGCUGCAAGAGGCGCCGGACGGUGGAGGAUUUCAACAAGUUCUGCACCUUCGUUCUGGCGUACGCCGGCUAUAUUCCUUACCCCAAGGAGAUCAGUUACAGCGCGGGCAACUGCAGUGCCAGGCUGCCCCACACACUGCCCCGCCAAAGCUCCUCCUCCUCCUCUUCCUCCUCCUCCUCCUCCUCCUCCUCUCUGUCCUGGAGGGACCCCCCUCUCCCAGGGUAAGAGGGCCAUUCCAGACUCCAUGCUCAUCCCUGCCUCUGAAUGCCAUGCUCUACUCUGUACACGCCGGCAGCACGCGGGGUGGCCUCAGGCCAGCCUAUGGCGCUGAGCUGCGGAGGCAAGAGAAGGGGGAGAUCGCCCUAGCACUGUGGCCCCCCCAACACCCUAACUUCCCAAGCCCCCCCCCACCACACCUGCUUCCCUUUUCCGAGACUGUGCCCACCUGAGGAGCGAGACCCCAGCCAGCAGAGACCCUGCCUGGGGUGUUCAGGUGUGGGUGCGUGAGUUUAUGUAGCGUUAAAGCCCCCGGCGCUUCUUUUUCUGGUUCCCGAAUGGGGUCCGUUUGGGCCCGAGAACCGAACUCUGUAGCACAGUAUCGGCAGCUCCGCCCGUCCAGCGAUACGGAAGGGAGGGUGCGAGUGGGAUAGAGGGAAAACCCGUUCUGUUCGUGGAAAGCUAAGUGUAAAAAGAAAAAAAAUGAAAAGCCGAGCUGACAGCGCUGAGGAACAGAAUCGGGGGAGACAAGCAGGUAAGCAGAGGAAGUGCUGAGGCUCCUGGAAGCGUCAAGCAGCUGAUGAGGACACUGCUGCCGGCUGUAAAGAUUCCCUUUAUCCAGCCCGGAGCAGCUUGACAUGUCUCAGGCUUUCCUCCAGGGAGGAUCCACCCAACGUGGAAGAGAAUCUCGGGAGCAGUGAAGCUCCUGAACAGGCAAGCUGAGGCACAAGGCGUUUUGGAGCACUGUUUCAGACAGUUGCGUUAAUCGCGUUACUGGUUCCGCAUUUCACACCAAAGGGAUCCCAAUUCCGGGGUGGUGAUGGAAACUCCACACCUAACGCGCCUCCCGACCCGAAACGGAUCGCAGGCCGUGGGAUCUGAGCCUCCGCGAAGCGGUGCAUCCGGGCAGGGGAUUCCUGGAGUUUUGAACCAAGGUGCCUCCCUGGGUCUGGACUGGAGGAGAGCAGAGAUUGAGGAAGAAACGGAGCCUGGGAGCGCCGGAAGGUUAAUGGGCACUGGUCGGGGGGAGACCCGCUGGCGAAGAAACCUGCCGACUUCGGGGGCCGGUGUA